Dermacentor albipictus is the source of this 1329-nucleotide messenger RNA. RefSeq lists its product as uncharacterized. The record is from RefSeq and is a predicted model, not a curated record. NCBI's taxonomy places the organism in Eukaryota, Metazoa, Arthropoda, Arachnida, Ixodida, Ixodidae.
AUAAAAAUCACGUGAUUUACGCGAGCGUUGUAAACAAAAAUGGCGCGGGCUGUGCGUGUUGCAAUUUCGCGCUGCACCUGAGGUUACGUUGGCGAUUCGUUUUUUUCCACAACGUAAGCACAACGUACCAUGACAAGCCUGAACAGGAGCGAUACGUCGGCCGCGAGGCGCUUCGAACUCCGGACGGGCGACUUGUGCAGCGUAGCGGGCCGAAUAAGCUCGGUGUUCGACUCGCUGAACGCGCUCGAGGCCGAACACCAGGCUCGGGAGCGCGCUCGUAAGGACGGCUCUUCAGGAUACGAGGAGUCGUACCUCAAGGAAGACCCGGACGUCGGUGACGACUUCGGAAACAGGCCAUCACCGACGUCAGACGGCGUCUUCAAGAGACCGUGGUCGGCGCCGUGCGGUCCGAGCAAGCGUUCUUGCCCGCGGGGCGCAUUUAGGUCGUCCGGUGCUGGUCGUUCCGGUUCUUCGGCCAGCACCACACCCGACUACAAAGUCCAUCCGGAGCGAUGGACGCGCUACACUUUGGACAGCGUCUCCGAAGACGACAUGUCCGAGGCGAGCAACACGACUGCCGCGUUGGACUACCUACACGAGAGGCGGCUUCAGAGGGAACGGGAGUCGCAGGACGACGAAGACCGCAUCGUGGCGGAGUCCGGCGGAGACGCGCCUGCAGUGGGUAGGCACGUGUUUCAGAAGCGCACCUGCGACGGCGACGCCGACAUGGACGACGCGACCGCUGAACCUUCGUCGUCGUCGCGUCGGAUCGGAACCGGCAAAUUGGUCAUGCCGGAAUGCGUCGUCGGGGUGAAGCCCUCCGUCGCGAAGAAGGCCUCCCCUGACGGAGCCGGUCGUCAGAGGAGCACGUCGUUACCGGCGGUGUCCUCUAGCUCGCUCAUAAGUUUCGACUGCGCAGACUUCGACGACGACCCUGACAAGCUGGUUGUUGACGAUGACGAGGAAGAAGCGGCUGAAGUUGCCUCCAGUGCUGCUUGGCGCGGUGCUGUCAAAAAGGGUCGCAAGCUACGUGCUAGAACCGAUGAAGAGGUUGACUGAUACAUGCAGAGUGAUCCUUUGUUUAAAGUUCCUUUGAUUCGAAAUUUCUACUAUGAUCUUGGUGCGAAUGGGAACAUUUUGGUAAAAACGGAGGGUGAGGGGUUCCACUAUUGAGGCGGCCAUUGCAUUGCCAUUACGUGUGAAUAUCUUUUGUCAUAUUAUCCAUGGACGCACACGCAUUUCUGACCGUAGGCUGGUGGAUGGCAGCAAAAAGCAAACACAUGACGAAGGAAAUCGGCAUCUUUCUUAAAGUUGGGAUUUCUCACUGUG